Molecule: messenger RNA, 2891 nt
Organism: Parasteatoda tepidariorum (common house spider)
Lineage: Eukaryota; Metazoa; Arthropoda; Arachnida; Araneae; Theridiidae
Source: RefSeq, a predicted model, not a curated record
AUGAAGGACUUUCAACCAGUGAUUGAGUUAUUGAGAAUAAAACCAAGUGAUUCUAUACGGAAUGCAUUUCUUGCAGAUAAAAGCAUACAUUUGGAUGAGUUUAGCUACAUUUUAAGAGAGAAGUUAAAUAUUGAGGUUGAAAGUAAAAAUGUUGACAUUUUAUUCCAUCAGUUGGAUCCUUAUAGUAAAGGUUUCAUAACUUGUACUGCUCUUGAAAAUUACUUACAAUAUUAUGAGGAGCGCCGUAACCAAAAAAGUGAAGAAUUAUUUAAUCCCAUACCAAUGAUAUACUCCGGUGUCCGAAGCCAAGAUACUAUAUUUGAGUGGACUUUGUAUUCAGACACUGAAAAUUCAAGUGACGAAGUUAAUGAGCAUUAUGUAUCACUUAGUCGUGAUGGUUUGAUUGGUAUAUGGAGAAAAGAUCUAACAAAGCGUUUUGAAAAGUCUGUUGCCGUCUCCAAUGAUGCUUUUUUGCAUCUAAACUUAGGUAAUGUGACACCGAUGGCUACAGGUCUAGCUUGUAUUCCUCGCUACAAAAUGAUAGCUGUGUCGACAGCAUCUGGGGACAUACGCUUUUUCAGUUCAAGCAUUUAUAAGUUUGAGCAUAAGCUAUCUAUUCUCUGGUUAUCAUCCAUUGUUGUUAGCCUCUGUUGCCAUAAUUCCGAGGAGUUGUUUUGUGGAGAUUUUGCAGGAGAAGUGUUUGUAAUAACUAUGAGUGCAAUUUUCUUCCAAAAACUCAGAAGAAGAGCGGAACAUUCCGGACCACGAAAAAUUUCUAUUGAUAACAUAAAGAAGGAGCAAGUGCUAGGAUUGAAAAUUAAUUUCACAGAGAAAAACCAUUUCUCCCCUGUUGUAAAGGUGAAAUACCUUCCAAGUAUCCGUGCACUGGUUUCUUGUUCUGUAUUUCGAAGAAGGAGUAUGAUUAUACAUCAUCUUGGUGAAGGCAAAUCAUUGAGUUUCUCAACAGAGGGUGGUGUAACAUGUUUCGAUUUCUGUGAAAAAUUGAACUGGAUUGUGACUGGAACUGUUGAUCAUGUCAUUAAAAUAUGGAAUCCAGCAGUAAACAAAUCGUGUAACGAGACUCUGACCGGACAUGUUACAUCAAUAUCUCACGUUGCCAUUGAUAACACCCGUUUGAUUUUAGUCUCUAUUGAUAGAUUCAAAAAUAUGCGGGUAUGGGAUCUCAUGAGUCCAACUUGCUUGCAAAUAAUGAAGUUUAGAGAAAGUGACUUUCCCAGAAAACAAAAUCUGUCUUCCAUUUAUAUGGAUUCUGAGACUGGACGUUUGAUUUUGACCUCCAAUCGCGUAGGAGUAUUAAAAAUCUUUGAACGCACCAAUCGGACGAGUGCACAUCCCGAGAGUGAUCUCAUUCUUUUAGUUGCCUACAGCGCUCCAUUUGAGUGUCUUGUCACAGUUGGAAAUGAUUCAUCAGUUGCUGUAUGGAAAAUUGAAACCAAUGAGUUGAUUAACGAGUUCAAAAACUUGCAUGAAACCGAAAACAGGUAUGGUCUUAUUAAAGCAAUUAGAGUGACUUCAGCAACUCUGGAUCCUACAGGAAAAAGACUUAUUACAGCAGGACGAGAUGGAAGUAUUAAAGUGUGGAACUUUUAUUUGGGUAUAUGUCUUCGUUCAUUUCAUGCUAAGUUCAGGGUACUAUCCUUAACAACAGAAGGCUUUGAGAUAUUUGCUGGUGGUUCCCUUGGACAGAUUAUUAGUUUUUAUGAUGACGGUGACACCAUCUUGGAAGGAGCAGAAUGGAAGAGAGUUCAUAAGCAGUCUGUCAUCAGUAUGGCUUGCUGCUCCAAAAAUAUUCUUGCUACAGCAUCUUGUGAUGGUGAGAUAGUAGCAUGGUUGUGGAAAAAUGGCGAUGUGAAAUUACACAUGAUGGAUGAAGCUGACGCUUCAAACACUGGAGACGAAGUUGAUAGCACUUACCUGGCAAAAUCUGAAGUGAACAAACGGAAAAGAUGUGGUAUAAGUCAAAUUUUAUACUUGUCAACGCGACAAAUGGAACAUUCGGUUGGGAAUCUCGUAUCAUGCGGAGUGGACGGGAAAAUACGUUUUUGGAAUGUCAUAAGCACUAAUAAAGUGAACCAGUGGCGAUUACUGUCUAGAUUUAAAGCAGUUUUCAGGCCAUAUGAUGCUAUUCUCUGCAUCGAAACUGAUCAAAAGAACGAUGUGCUCUUUUCAGGUGACACUCAAGGAUAUUUGCGAACCUAUGAUUUGGAAGAUUAUUAUUCGUCAUUUGGUUCCGUGCCAGCAAACUCUCGUGAAUCAAAACAACACCAUAUGAGUUAUUAUCCUUUCUUACGUAUGCAGAAACUGAUAGAAAAGAACCACCGGGAAUAUUCAAAAUUCGAUGCUGAUGGUGGAGCUGAACUUGGCUAUGCGCCUAUUUUGCUGAACUGCUAUCGUGCUCAUGUGAGACCCAUUCUUAAAAUCAGCUACUGCAAUGAACAGUCCAUGGUUAUAACGGCAGGAAAAAAAGGAUCAGUUCGCUUAUGGACAUUGGCUGGUAAAUUUUUAAGGGAACUAGGCUUGUCUGAAGUAAUACAGAAACCAUUGAAACACUCAGCUAGGAAACAUCAUUUGCCAAAAGACAUUCAGGCGGUAGCGUCAGCUUUAACUCUCCAGGUACUAAACAGUGGAUGGAAACCGCAUUGGGAAAGAGGCAUACAAGCAAUACGGAGGUGUCGGUUAGUUUAUGAGCCUGAAGAACUGAAAGAAAUACCAUUAAAAUGGAUGGAGCGAAAAGAAAUGACGAAAAGAGAUGCAAAGCACAUCAAUGUAAGAUCAUAGAUUUUGAAUCAAGCUUAAUCUCCAGAUCAAACCUAGUUAAAAAAAGUCUUCAACACAAUUUAAUGAGUUACAAAUUACCAACGAAAUAAACA